Messenger RNA from Gorilla gorilla gorilla (western lowland gorilla), 1096 nucleotides. It is a transcript of the gene RNF224, whose product is annotated as ring finger protein 224. Lineage: Eukaryota; Metazoa; Chordata; Mammalia; Primates; Hominidae. The transcript has a single exon. The record is from RefSeq and is a predicted model, not a curated record. The annotation marks the transcript as partial.
GCUCCUGGGGCCAGCACCCCAUCCAGGCAGAAGGUCCUCGAGGCAGGCUGUCCACCGCUGGCUUCCCUCUGGCAGGAUGCUGCAGCUGGAGGGCCCCCAGGCCUCGGAGGAGGGGGGCCCCCGGAGGAGAGGAGAGACUGCAACAUCUGCUGCUCGGCCUAUGACCUCUCCGGGCACCUGCCCCGCCGCCUCUACUGUGGACACACCUUCUGCCAGGCGUGUGUGCGGCGGCUGGACACACCGGCGCCCGAGCAGCACUGGAUCCCCUGUCCGCAGUGCCGUCAGAGCACGCCCACGCCUCGCGGAGGGGUGGCCAUGCUAGAUCUGGACCUGGCUGCUUUCCUGGCGGUCAAGGCUGAGCGGGAGCCGGCAAGACUAGAACCCCUGCCCCUCACCUCCCUCAAAGGCAGCGCCAUCACUCAGCAGCCAGCUGGGCUGUGCCCUGCCCUGGGCCCCCAGCCCCACUUCCCCCAGCCCAGAUACUGCUGCUGGGGCUGUGGCAGCCUCUGCUGCCCACCCCUAGGCAGCCCUGAGGUCUGAACUCUGGCCAUUCCCACCCCUGCAGGGGAAAUGCCUGCCUUGGAACCCCUGACCACACACCAUCAUGGGUUUAGCCCACUCAGAACAACCUGGCAGUAGCAUCCUAUACGCAGCUUCGUGUGGCCCAGCAGGGUGGUGUCAUCCCAGCCGUGAACAUCCCAGGCCACAGCCUAAGGUUGGGGGCUGGGAGGCUCCGCAGGAGGCUGGCGACCUCCCACCUGUCCUGGCCACAAUUACCAGACCCCAGACUAGCCCGACCGGAUGUGCCUGGUGAGGACACUGCUGUCUGAGUGGGCGGCAAGCCUGGCUUGGGCCUAGACGCAGCGCAAAGGAUGGCUCCCAAGAGGAUGCGAAGGCCAGUCCCGGGGGCCUGGGCUGCAGGCUGGAGGGGCAGGGCCGGUCUGGCUAUGCCUGGCGGGCUGCCCAGAGCAGGUCUCCCCUCUCCCACAGACGUCCCCAGGGUGUACCAGGAGGGUGGCAAGACUACCUCCUUCCUCCCUGCCCUGCAUGGCAGCCCUGUGAAUUCACCCACUCAACAAAGCUCAUGGAGUUCCCA